CUGGGGGCGGGAGGGCUGGAAGGGCCCAAGAGGCACCUCCGCUUUCACUUUCACUCUCCAAGGCGCGGCUAAAGCAGGCGGCGGUUCCUCCAUCCCGCCGGGCCCGGCAGCAGAUUAUCAUAUGUGGAAAUCAACAUAAGCAAGGCAAGAAUGGCAGCCUUAUUCUCUACUCUGCCAUUUGCAGAUAAAUCCUCUCUCAUGAUGAUGAUAAUGAUGACGAUAGGUGUUUUAAAUGUUGCAGUUUCUGUGAAUAAUGACCACAGUAGCAACAACAGGGAGACAGCUGAUGUAGUGUCUGGCAAUGGAAGCAAACCGUUUCCUUGGGAUAAAAUGAGGCUUCCCAAGCAUGUCAUCCCAGUGCAUUAUGAUCUUCUCCUCCAUCCUAAUCUUACCACUCUAACUUUUACUGGAUUUGCCAGAAUAGAGAUUACAGUAAACCAACAAACUAGUUCAGUCAUCCUGCACAGCAGACACCUGCAAAUUACCAGGGCUACCAUCCAAAGGAGAAUGAGAAAUACUCACACUGAAAAAGAAGUGAUGGUUUUGGAAUACCCACCAUUUGAGCAGAUUGCCCUCCUGGCAGCUUUUCCACUGCAUGUUGGACAAAACUACACUGUUAGCAUUGAAUAUUCUGCAAAUCUGUCGGAGAGUUUCCACGGCUUUUAUAAAAGCACCUAUAGAACUGAGGAAGGAGAAGUGAGGGUACUUGCAUCAACACAGUUUGAGCCAACAGCUGCUCGCAUGGCUUUCCCAUGUUUUGAUGAACCAUCCUUCAAAGCCAGAUUUUCCAUUAAGAUUAGGAGAGAACCAAAGCACCUCGCACUAUCUAAUAUGCCAAUAGUGAAAUCUGUGAAUGUUGCUAAUUGGCUAGUUGAAGACCAUUUUGAUGUUAGUGUAAAGAUGAGCACUUAUCUAGUGGCCUUUAUUGUUUCGGAUUUUAAAUCAGUCAGCAAGAUGACAACCAGUGGAAUUAAGAUAUCUGUAUAUACUGUACCAGACAAGAUCAACCAAGCUGAUUAUGCCUUAGAUGCAGCAGUGAAACUUUUAGACUUCUAUGAGAAUUACUUCAGCAUUCCAUAUCCCUUACCCAAACAGGAUCUAGCUGCUAUUCCUGAUUUUCAGUCUGGAGCUAUGGAAAACUGGGGACUGACCACAUACAGGGAAUCUUCUUUGCUAUAUGACCCUGAAAAGUCCUCUGCAUCAGCUAAACUUUGGAUUACUAUGAUAAUAGCCCAUGAGCUGGCUCAUCAGUGGUUCGGAAACCUAGUUACCAUGGAAUGGUGGAAUGAUCUUUGGCUAAAUGAAGGAUUUGCAAAGUUUAUGGAGUAUGUGUCAGUCAGUAUUACGCAUCCAGAUCUGAAAGUUGAAGAUUAUUUUUUAGGCAAGUGUUUUGAUGCCAUGGAGGUGGAUGCAUUAAAUUCCUCACAUCCUGUGUCUACUCCUGUGGAAGAUCCAGCUCAAAUUCAAGAAAUGUUCGAUGAUGUUUCCUAUGAAAAGGGAGCUUGUAUUCUAAAUAUGUUAAGGGAUUACUUGAAUGCAGAUGUGUUUAAAGCUGGUCUUGUACAAUAUCUGCGGAAGUACAGCUAUCAGAAUACAAAAAAUGAAGAUCUAUGGAACAGUCUGGCACAUACUUGUCCUGUGGGUGAUACCCAGGAAAGCCAACUACAAGGUGAUGGCUUUUGCACCAGAAACCAGCAAACAUCUUCAAGUGCACACUGGACCAGGAGAGAGAUUCUUGAUGUGACAACAAUGAUGAACACUUGGACAUUACAAAAGGGUUUUCCACUAGUAACUGCCACAGUAAAAGGAAAAAAUGUCCAUCUGCAGCAAGAGCACUAUAUGAAGGGAUCAGAUUCUUCUCAUUCGACAGGGUACUUGUGGCAUGUUCCAUUAACGUACAUUACUAGUAAAUCUGACACCGUGCAAAGAUUUUUGCUGACAACUAAAACAGAUGUCCUCAUCCUCCCAGAAGAGGUUGAAUGGAUAAAAUUCAAUGUGGGAAUGAAUGGUUAUUACAUUGUGCACUAUGAAGAUGAUGGAUGGGAUGCUCUGAUUAGCCUUUUAAAAGAAAACCAUACAGCAAUUAGCAGCAAUGAUAGAGCAAGUCUCAUUAACAAUGUAUUCCAGCUUGUGAGUAUUGGAAAACUAUCAAUUUCUAAAGCUCUUGAUUUAUCUUUGUAUUUGAAACUUGAAUCCCAAAUUAUGCCUGUAUUCCAAGGUAUGAAUGAGCUGAUUCCUAUGUACAAGCUCAUGGAGAAAAGGGACAUGGAUGAUGUAGAAAAUCAGUUAAAGGGGUACAUAGUAAAUCUGUUUAAAGACCUAAUUGACAAACAGUCCUGGAAUGAUGAGGGCUCAGUGUCUGAAAGAAUGCUUCGCAGUUCCCUACUUCUGUUUGCGUGUGCGCGCAAGUACCAACCGUGUGUGGACAAAGCAGAAGAAUAUUUUAUGAAAUGGAAGGAAUCCAAUGGAACUUUACGUUUGCCCAAUGAUGUUAAAACUGCAGUAUAUGCUGUUGGAGCCCAGACAAUCGAAGGUUGGGACUUCCUUUUUAGUAAAUACAGGCUGCCUUGGUUCAACACUGAGAGAAAUCAGAUUGAAGUUGCUCUCAGUAUUAGCAGAAAUAAGGACAAACUUCAGUGCAGUCUAGUUACCUUUUCCAUUUCCAUCCUCGUUGGGUUUUUUAGGAUAAUGGAUCAAAGUUUGUUUGGUGACGUAGUAAAAACUCAGGAUCUUCCACAUAUUAUUGUGUAUGUUGCUAAAAACCCAUCUGGCUAUCAUCUAGCAUGGACAUUUUUGAAGGAAAACUGGAAUAAACUUGUACAAAAGUUUGAACUUGGCUCACCUUCUAUAGCCCACAUGGUAAUUGGAGUGACAAAUCAAUAUUCUACAAGGGAACAGCUUGCAGAGGUAAAAGAAUUCUUCAAUUCUCUGGAGGAAAAAAGUUCACAGCUCCGCUGUGUCCAACAAGCUGUAGAAACCAUCGAAGAAAAUAUACGAUGGAUGGACAUAAACUUUGAAAAAAUCAAAAUAUGGUUACAAAAUAACAUGUGAAGGAUUUAUUAUUGCAUCUGGCUUUGAAUAUUUGAAUGUAAAUUACAAAACAUAGUGAAAAUUUCAAAAAAUCUGAAGCUUUUUUGUUGUUUUUGGGUGAGGAGAUUUACUUAGAGGUGAUAACAUGGGCCCCAUUCUGUUCCUUUGUAUGAGAUUGGCUAUUGAUUUCAAUAGGAGCAAGAUAGGGCUCUCUAUAUGCACACCUUCAGUCCAAUAAUAAACCAUCAUCCACAAUUUUUGAGCAAUUUUUGGCCUGUGUAAACUGGGGAUUUUGAAUUCUAAAAAAUGGAUUUACUGUUCUAUUUUGAGGAAAAACUAAUUGUGAAAUGACAGAAAAUGGAUGAGUACACAACUGAACUAUAAAUGGAACACUCCACAUUUGAGAUGGCAUAGAAGUUUGUAUCCCCUUGCCAAACACUAGGUACGACUAGCAAUUUCUGCUCAGGGUAGCCCAGCACUGGAAUAUUUAUAGGUAUGCUAGUUUAACAUGGAGAUGAUUUUUUAGCACCUACUUUUUACCUGUAUUUUGUGAAUCUGCAGUCAGUCCAUCAAAAUAAUUUAUGUAAGACACCAUGAGGAAUUUAAUCCUUUCCUAUAUCAAGGUGUACAGUAUUAGAGUGUAUAUUGCAACUAUAAUUAAGAUUAAUACACUUCAAAAGUAGAAGUGAUAAGAAGUGCAGUUGAAUAACUUAUUUUUCCCAUACCUCCUCUUUUUAUAAUUUAUAUUGCUAUUGCUUCAUGAGAACAUUUUUUUAUUAUGCCUUAUUUGACUGUGGAAAGUGAAUUACUCGCUUACCUUUAUAUUAAAUCUUAUACUCCUUUUUAAUAUAGAAUUACUUUAGAGUAAUAAUGAAAGUGAAUCUGAAAGUAAUGAGUGAAUCUGAAAGUUUAACAGGAUCAGAGAUAUUUAAUAUUUUAGAUCAGUAUAAUUAGUAACUUUUUGGUAGGGUCAGGGUGAUUUCAGUAUUUGCUGGUAAUUAGCUCUUUUAACUAAUUAAAGUGCACUUUUAAAAAAUAAAUGUCCUUUUCAGUAGAUUAACCUGUUUAAAAAGUGAUUACUAAAUAUUACUCAUUUUUAUUGUAAUGGGGCCCGUUCUCCUAUUACAAACCUAAGACAAAGAAGAAAGAUGGUCAGGUGCAUAAUGCAUGACAUCUAGGUUGCAUGUUUGGCUUUUUCAGAGGUCUGUAUGAUCUUUACCAAGUUCUUUUCUGUUGUGUGUCUUUCUUACAGUAAAAUGGGAAAUGGAGAAACUGACUAUACACAAAAUACUGUCAAAUGCAUAAUCUGAAAGUGAAAACAGUUUGGUUUUUCCUCAGAUCUGUCAGUUGUAAUAAGGUAGAAUGGGAAAUAUCAAAAACUUCAGACAGAAGUGUGAUUUCUAGGUUGCUGGCAAUCCUUCAUCAGAGCUUUAGUGGCCUAUCUGUAAAACUGGAUUACUUCUGCUUACCUACCUAACUAAAGUGGUGAUGUUUAUUUAAUUAAUGUUUGUAAAGGGCUUUGUGCUCUUCAGAUGGAAGUGUACACUGAAGGAAAGGCUGCUUUCAUGUUGAUUAUGAUGUCCUUCAGUAACUGUUAGGAAAUACCCUCACCAUUGGUCACUGUUACUAAAUUCAUACUAAAGGGAAUUCUGAAUGUGCACCAGGGAAGAACAGACACCCACAGAAUUAUUGCAGUAAAUAUUUAUAAAAUUGAUUGUAUAACCAUACCAGGAAACAUGUUUGACAAGCUGUUUAAAACACAAAUCUGCAUAUGUCAACUGAAUUUUGCAUCUCUUGCAAUUUUGCAUUUGUAAACAUUUUAAACUGAUGUUCUCUCUCUCUCUCUCCGUGUCAUGGAGAGAUGUAGUUUGAAAUUCUGAACUAAAAAUAAAUAGAAAAAGAUAGUUAGUUUGUUUUUGUUAUUCUCAGAGUAAUUGACCCCAAAAAGGAAAUUAACAGAGAUGCAAAGACUCUAACACUUUAGGGCAUGUUAACCAUCACUCAAGAAGUGUUAGUUCUGACCGUUGCAUGUGACCAACACAAAUUUAAUCAAUUUUAUCUUUGAACACUACAGUGUAUAGUGCAGUCAAGAUCCUCCAACACUAUGAGAAAUGACACACAUGGCUAAAAAUCUGUGUAGAUUAGCUGCUGUGUGCUAUUUUUCCCCAAGAACUAGCAUGACCGAUGUAACCCAUUCUGAAUUUUAUUUUAAUUAAAUAACUCUCUAGGAUCUAUGUACCUGGUCACCUUCUGGGAAAUAAAUAAAAGCAGUUGUGAAAAUCCAUCUCAAAACAGUAUUUUACUAAAUACUCAAAGUAUUAAUAAAUUUGGCUUUUGUGACUA
Messenger RNA from Chelonia mydas (Green sea turtle), 5373 nucleotides. It is a transcript of the gene ERAP1, whose product is annotated as endoplasmic reticulum aminopeptidase 1. The transcript is spliced from 19 exons. The record is from RefSeq and is a predicted model, not a curated record. Gene Ontology annotation, cellular component: cytoplasm. Gene Ontology annotation, biological process: peptide catabolic process; proteolysis. The coding region runs from base 151 to 3051 and encodes 966 amino acids. Lineage: Eukaryota; Metazoa; Chordata; Testudines; Cheloniidae. Gene Ontology annotation, molecular function: zinc ion binding; metalloaminopeptidase activity; peptide binding.